This is a messenger RNA of Branchiostoma belcheri (Belcher's lancelet), 2082 nucleotides long. Its product is annotated as pollen-specific leucine-rich repeat extensin-like protein 1. The transcript is spliced from 2 exons. The record is from RefSeq and is a predicted model, not a curated record. The coding region runs from base 1 to 2082 and encodes 693 amino acids. Lineage: Eukaryota; Metazoa; Chordata; Leptocardii; Amphioxiformes; Branchiostomatidae.
AUGCAGGAGCGGCGUGCAGCUGAGGAGGCUCCGCCGGAGAACGCAUCCGGGGACGGCGAGGCCGGCCCCCCGCCGCCGUACCCUACCCGCACCGCCGACGGCCCCGACCCAACCGCCCGCCCCGUCCCGCGCUCCGACAUCCCUGACGACUAUAACUCCGACCGCCUCCCGAACGAUUACCCCGACCGUCUGCCGAACAACCCCGACCGUCUGCCGAACGACCCCGACCGUCUGCCGAACUACCUCGACCCUCUCCCAAAGGACCCCGACUCUUUCCCGAACGACCCCGACUCUCUCUCGACCUACUCCGACUCUCUCCUGGACGACUUAUACCCCGACGUAUACUACAUGGGACCUGACUACGACGAGUACGGCACUGACGGCCCCGACCCCGACAACCAGACAGAUCCAUACGGCAAUAACAUGUACCCUGGUGACCCUCCCCAUGCCGAGUAUUCUGCCCCAGAACCGCUAGACAGUAACCCAGCAGACACAAAAUGGUCCCCUUACCCAGAACACGAGCCCCAUCCCCCAAGUGAUGUGUCGGAGGAGUUUUCUGCCCAGGAGAAGCUAGACUGGGCCCCGCCGGCAGAGGGUUACCCCUACCCAGACCCUGAGCAGGCUCCCCAUUCCCCGAAUGAAGGAUCAGGAGGGGUCCCGUUCCCCGAAACUGAGUACCCUCCCCGCCGGUUUUCUGACGACCCAGCCGGGGACCCGCCAGGACACCCCGAACCCGCAUGGGACAGCCCUCCCGUAGACCCAGAGCCAGAGAGUUUCCCUGACUGGGAGCCCCGUUCAGAGCCAGAAGAUUGGGCCCAGCCAGAACCCGGCCGGUUCCGCCGGCAUGCCCGUCCCGAGCCCGAAUGGGAGCCCAACCCGGACCCAGAGGCCUGGGACCCGCCAGCAGACCCAGAGUGGGAUCCGGAGCCCCGCCCAGAGUCGUCGGAAGAGUGGACAGACCCCGAACCUGAAUGGGAGCCCCGCCCUGGGUCGUCGUCGAAAGAAGAGUGGGCCCAGCCUGAACAGGAGCCCCGUCCAGGGUCGUCAGAAGAGUGGGACCCGCCAGUUGACUACGAACCCGAAGGUUUCCCCGAAUCCCGCCCAGAAUCAGAAGAGUGGGCCCCGCCCGUAGACCCCGAACCCGAAUGGUACCCUGAACAGGAGCCCCACCCUGGGUCAGAAGAGUUAGCAAACCCCGAAUCUGAGUGGGGGAACCGCCCUGGUUCCGAGGAGUGGGCCUCGCCCGCAGACCCCGAGCCUGAAUGGUACCCUGAGCCAGAAGAGAGGGACCCGUUAGCAGACCCUGAACCCGAAUGGUACCCUGAAGAGGAGCCACAGCCAGAAUCGGAAGAGUGGGAGCCCCGCCCAGGGUACGAUGAUGCCUGGGCCUCGGCUGUAGACCGCCCCACGGGGAAGUACCCCCGCUCCCUGCCCGGGUCCCGACCGUAUAUCGGGGAGACGGACCAGCGGCCGCUCCUGGAGCACCCCGACUGGGUGGGGGACUCCGCACCCCUCCCUAGCCCUGGCCAGCUCCCGGACAGCCCAGCUAACCCACCUAUUGAACCCUACAACCCAGCUAACCCACCUAUUGACCCUGAAAAUCCUGCAAACCCACCCAUAGAACCGUACAACCCCGCUAACCCACCCAUGGAACACAACAACCCCGCUAACCCAUCCAUCGAAGCCAACAACCCACCCAUAGAAACCAACAACCCAGCCAACCCGCCCAUGGCCAACAACAGCACUGCCAAAAUGACAGACUCCCUGCAAUCCGACUUCGCUCGUGCGAAGCGCUCCCUCAGUCACGGCAACGCCAAGCACAAGGCGCACCGCCUGGCCGAUUUCCCGCCACACGGUAACCCGAAACCCCACCCCCAUGCCGACCAGGCCUCGCGCGCCCCUAACCCCGGGCGGGACGCCCCUAAGGCUGAGCGGGACGGGCCCUCGGUUUGGGACGAGCCCUCGGGGCGGGACGGCCCACCAGGGGAAGACGACCCGGUUCCCCUGAAGAGGAAGCGCCACGGCAAGACCAGCCGGGCCCGCGGCGACAAGCCCGCGCACAUGGCCGCCAAGCUGUACUGA